This is a messenger RNA of Caenorhabditis auriculariae, 3336 nucleotides long. The record is from the annotation of a GenBank genome assembly. NCBI's taxonomy places the organism in Eukaryota, Metazoa, Nematoda, Chromadorea, Rhabditida, Rhabditidae.
AUGACUCAAUUACUUGGCGCCGGAGACGGGGUCCUCGACUGGAGUCGGGAUGGACUCGUGCUCACAGCCGAGCAGAAACAGCACUACGAGAGAGAGGGAUACCUACUCGUUCGGAACGUCGUGCCGACCUACGAGCUCGACCGUUUCCGCAAGAGAUUCCAGGUAUAUUCUUCAAACUGAGAGACUUUUUCUGAACUUUAGCGCUAUUUUUCAUCUUUUCUUUAAUCUCUGAUGUUCUGGUUUCCGAAAAAGGUCGGAAAAAAAGAAAAAAUGUCUUGUAAUAAUGUGAAAAAUCAGAAAUUUUCAGGACAUUUGCGAAAAACGAGUCCAAGCUCCGCCCAACAUGACCGUCAUGAAGGACAUCACCAUUGCCAAGUCUGAGUUUUUGAGUGGUAAUUAUUGAAAAAGUAAAAUUUAUUCUUAAAAGAUCAUUUUGAAGGCGAGAAAGCGAUCACAAAAGUCCAAGAUUUUUCCGAGGAUCCAGUCCUUUUUGAGUACUGCAAGUACCCGACUGUGAGUUUCAAACUUAUAUUGGUAAUUUUUGUCACCAAUUAUCCUUCAAGUGACGGGAAACUACUACUGCAUAGAGAAAAAAAGGAAGAAAUCCUAUUUUUAAAAAAAUUAAAAAAAAUUUGGAUGUCUUAUUUAAGGCUUGGAUUCAGAUAAUUGACAUCGUCAAUGACGUGAUCGGGAAGCCCGGCUCGAACUUGUUGGCCAUGCACACGAUGCUCAUCAACAAGCCUCCAGAUAAUGGUAAACGCAGAAAAUCUUUUCCCAGCAAAAACGGAAAUUUAAAAAAUAACUCCUAAAAAGGUUCUUGAAAACUUCUAGAAGAGCGAUAUCCUAAAAAUAAAACAGUCAUUUUUGGCCGAAAAUUGCCAAAAAUCCAAAGUAAAAAUAGUUAAAAUGAAAAUUUUCCCGUAAAAAAAUCUUCAAAAAAAAUAGAAACUUCUUUUGAAAACCUCUAGAAGCCGUAUACUGGACAAUAGAGUAGUUGAAAAAUCCCAAUUCUCUUUUUUCCAACAAAAAUUGAAUUUGAAAACAGCUUCAAACCCAACUCUUCAAAACUAUUAAGAUUUUUUAUCAUGAAGUUCUUAAAAAAGGGAAGACAAUUAAAUUUUAUAAGAGUCAUUUUUGGCUAUAAACUGACGGAAAAGCUAAGGUAGAACUUUAAAAAUCAAGAAUUUCCAGAAAAAAAUAAGAUUUCUAAAAAGUUCUCGCAGUCUUAUUCGAACACUUCAAAGUCUUAAAAUUUCUCAUCAUGAAUCUGAAUGUUUUAUGGAAGAAAAGAAGACUUUUAGAAGCCAUUUUCUAGACAAGACUGAAAAAACUUCAAAGGAACAUUGGAAAUAAACUUUUAUUCUCCAGGAAAGCUCACAUCUCGCCAUCCAAUGCACCAGGACCUACAGUACUUCCCGUUCCGGCCAGCCGACUAUAUUUGCUGUGCAUGGACCGCUAUGGAAAAAGUGAGCAGCUAUUCGGGAAAAAACCUUAUUUUCGAAAAAAUCUGAUAAAAUUUUUUCACUUAAGAUCUAUUCUUCAGAUCAACCGCGCCAACGGCUGCCUGGUGGUCGUGCCAGGAUCGCACAAAGGUCAACUUCUUCCUCACGAAUAUCCCAAAUGGGAGGUAAGGUCACACCUUUAUCGUUUUUGAUUGAAACAAUUAUCUUUUCGAAAAUCGAAUCAGGUUGAAAAAAAGUCUAUAAUGAGUUUGAUAACUGUGAAAAAGAUUCUCUUUUUUAACACCUUAAAGAGUUUUUUUAAAUCAAUAUUUCAUUGGAUUUUUAAAGGUUCCCAAGAAAGAGUAUUCCCAGUCGACUUUUAUCUGUAAACUUCCUCAAAAAUCUAAAAUUGUAAGAUCCAGUCCUUUCUGAGCUUUAAAGCAAUGAAUUUUCAUUACGGCGAUUUUUCGAGUCUCUGCGUCUCUCUGUUCCCUCACCGGCGAGGUCAGAGAAACAUAAAAAUAGUACUUCAAAAUGAGAGCGUUGCCGAGAGACGAGGAGGCCGCAGAGAAGUUUCACUUACGCGAAAAAUUGACGUUCUCUUUUUGAAUUUUCAUUUUUCAACCUGAGAAGCUUCCAGGGAGGCGUCAACAAGGCCUACCACGGGAUCCAGGACUACGAUCCGUCGAUGCCGCGAAUCCACGUCGAAAUGGAGGCCGGCGACACGGUUUUCUUCCAUCCGCUUCUCAUCCACGGCUCUGGCGCCAACCGAACCGAGGGUCCGUUCUAGAAAUGUCAAAAUGGAAAAGUUAUGAUGACCAUGUAAAAAUUCUAAAUCUUUCCACUUUUCAUUCAAAAUUCUCUUUGAUACUCGUUAGAGGUCUAGAUAGACAGUAAAACAUUUCAAAGUGGUCCCUCUAGGGGUAAGAAGGAGACAGAACCCCUAUAGAGGCCGAAAACGCGGUCCCUAAAUAGGUAAAACCAAAGUUGUCUUUAUAGGGUUCAAAGGGAAAAACAGCCGAUACAGAGUCCGAAAAAGUUGUCCCUAUAUGGCUAAAAUCAAAGUGGUCCCUAUAGGUGUUUAGGGUCUGACCCUUCAGCCACUAACGCUCAAGUGGUCCCUAUAGGGGUUAAAGGGAAAAACAGCCCCUACAGGAAUCGAAAAGUGGUUCCUUCAGGAAUUAAAGAUCUGAUUUUUCAGCCGCUAAAGCUCAAGUGGUCCCUAUAGGGAUCUUUCAAAUUCAUUCAUAAAACGAAUAUUCAUUCAGUUUCUCGGACGCUUCUUUGCAUGGAUUUCAUGAGAACUAUCGUCUAGCUUGUCCCCUAUAGUGACCACUUUUGCAAACUUUAAUGGCCCUCAUAGGGAUUGGUAAAGUGUUCCUGGAGUGGAGCCUUCAAGGGCCCCCUAAAGAGGCCUCUCUGAAGUUCCUAAAUAGUUCCGCAAACUCUACGUUUCCAGAUAUAACUUUUUAAAAUUGGUCGGUAACAUGGGAAGAUCUGAAAAUUCAAAAAAAAAUCUUUUCCAGGUUUCCGCAAGGCGAUCUCUUGCCACUACGCCAACGACGACCUUUGCCGUUAUGUGAACGUUGAAGGGACCACUCAAGAGGUUCGAUUAGCCAUCAUCUGACUUCUAAUCAAUUGUUCAGGAAAUCUCCAAAGAGAUCAUCGACAUGGCCAAGAAACGCUUCCGCAGGUACGGAUCCAACCCGGAGGACAUUCAAGUCGAUUUUGCGGUGAGAUUUAUCUUUCAACUUAGGAAUUCCAAAAAGAAGCGACUUUUUCAUGUAACUUUCAAUGGCUUUUUGUCAAUUAGAAAUUCGAAGAAAAAUGAAAAAUUCAGGAUAUCUGGCGUCUACGAGCCCGCGAAGUCAACGGAUCCCGAAGCCAUCUUUAA